Molecule: messenger RNA, 1212 nt
Organism: Didymodactylos carnosus
Lineage: Eukaryota; Metazoa; Rotifera; Eurotatoria; Philodinida; Philodinidae
Source: the annotation of a GenBank genome assembly
AUGUUUUUUUACCGAUUUAAAAACCUAUUUUUCCGUCCGACGUUGAACGAUAGUAAAUCUACAGCCGAAUCAACAUCCUCGUCCAGGCGAGUACCAGGCGAAAUACGGCCAGAGGAAGAACAACAAAAUAUGGAAAAUGACGGUGGUGAAGAAGUCACAUUGAUUUGGUUUGACAAAUAUGUGGACCAUUUAGCUGAAGAAGAUGUUCAACGAACGAAACAACGGCUGCAAGAAAUAAACAAUUAUUUUCUGUUUUUUACGGAGCAAGAUGCAUUUCUGGAUUAUUUAAGAAUGAAAGAAACAGAAAAAAUACUUGCGGUUGUCGGCGGCUCGUCUAUGGACGCUGUUCUUCUUGAUCAUAUGCAUUCGUUGUCCCAGGUAGAUGCCAUAUUUUUGUUGUAUACUACGAAAGACGACGUCGACGAGUGGAGCGAUAAGUAUACGAAGUUGAUGGGCUGUUACAAAGAUCAAUCGGAAAUGUUGGAUGAUAUUGAAAAAAAUGUGAAAAUGAUGUUGAAACAAACGGCCGCAUUUUCAUUGUACGAUCAAAAGCAAAAGGCUACGAGAGAUUUGACAAGUGAAUCAGGCUCAUUUCUGUUCUUUCAACUGUUCAAAGAUGUUCUGCUAAACAUGGAAAUGACCGAUACGGCAAAACAGGAAAUGAUUACGAAAUGUAGCGGCUACUAUCGUAACAAUCGAAAAGAACUACGGCACAUAGAGCUCUUUGCAACGACGUAUAAGGCGGUCGAGGCCAUUGAAUGGUAUACAAAAGAAUCGUUCGUCUUCCGUUUAGUUAACAAAGCACUUCGUACCGAAGACAUCGAAGCACUGUACACGUUUCGAUUCUACGUUGUCGAUCUUUGCCGACGUUUGUCGUUGAAACACAAAGAGCUGAUUGAACGGCAAGAAAACCUGGGCGAACCUAUUUUGAAACUCUAUCGGGGUUUGCAACUACCAGUGGAAGAAAUAAACUCAAUGCAGCGCAAUGUUGGCAGUCUGAUAUCACAAAAUGGAUUUCUGUCGACGAGUAGAUCUAGGAAAGUCGCGCAGGAUUUCGCUCUUACGCCCACAACGAGGCCGAAUGUGCUCCCAGCUCUAUUUGAAAUAAGUGCAAAUGUAAGCCAAUUGAAAACAAUUGUGCUGGCGGAUAUUGCGGAAUAUAGUGCAUUCCCGUUCGAAGAAGAAGUAUUGUUCGACUUAGGUAUGAAAUAA